ACGCCACGCUCGCACGUUACGCACUUCCUCAGUGCCGGUUACGAAAACAUGCGUGUUGCGAGUAAAUCUUGCCUUCGAAGAUUUCUCUCAUUUACGUGCCUUCGCCAUGACAUUAAUGCGUGGUGCUCUACUGCGAGCGCUGCACAGGGCCCUCGACAUCUUUGUAAGGAUCCGGUGAUCAUAGACGGCAAGCAGUACGAACCCAGCGACCAAUGCAACCUCACGGCGCGCAUCCUGGAGCAAACCACUCGAAAGUUGCACCUGAAGGAGUGUCAUCCCUUGUAUCUGGUUAAAAGGAGAAUAACCGAUUUUUUCGAGGAGAAGUACACAAAUCGUCGGGGAAAUCCGGCAUUUUCUGUUUAUGAUCGACUCAGCCCCGUGGUGACGUUGGAGCAGAAUUUCGACAGCCUGCUGGUGCCAGCCUCUCAUCCAUCGCGUUGCAAAAGUGACAGCUACUACAUCAACAACGAGCUGAUGCUACGGGCGCACACAUCAGCUCACCAGCGUGAUCUAGUGAAAGCAGGCCUUGACGCAUUCCUAGUCGCUGGAGAUGUGUAUCGGAGAGACGAGAUCGACAGACACCACUACCCGAUCUUUCACCAGAUCGAAGGCGUCCGGCUGUUUUCAGCAGACGAACUGUUUCCUGGGAGAAAUCAUGGUUUGUCCCUGUUUGAAAGUGGUAACCGUGAGUCCGACAAACAGGGUCUGCAUACACGUGAAGCGGCCAAACUUCUAGAGCAUAGUCUCAAGACAUGCCUGCAGGGGCUUGCUCAGCAGCUGCUUGGCCCUGAAACAGAGAUCCGUUGGGUGUCAACAUAUUUCCCGUUCACACACCCAUCGUGGGAGCUCGAGGCAAAGUUUCAAGGGGACUGGUUGGAGCUGUUGGGCUGUGGCAUCAUGGAACAAGAAAUUCUUUUUAAUGCUGGUGUGGAGCACAAAGUUGGCUGGGCUUUUGGUGUGGGCCUGGAGCGACUUGCCAUGGCCCUGUACAGCAUCCCUGACAUCCGUGCUUUCUGGAGUACUGACCCAGCCUUCCUUGCUCAGUUUGAACACAAUGACCCCUAUCAGCCGGUUGUCUUCCGGGAACUAAGCUGUCACCCUCCAUGCCUGGCAGACAUGUCUUUCUGGGCACCUCCCGAGUUUUCGGCAAAUGACUUCUUUGACAUUGUUCGUUCUUGUGGUGGUGACCUUGUGGAACGUGUGGAACAUAGAGAUACCUUCAUCCACCCGAAGACCCAUAGGACCAGCCACUGCUACCGGAUAGUGUACCGACACGUGGAACGGGUGCUUGUCCAAGCAGAAGCCAAUGCCAUUCACAAGCAGAUUGGUGCAAAAGCAGAGGAGCUCCUUGGUGUUGAACUGCGCAUCAAGUGAACUGCAUUUGUGCUGUGUGAACCCAACCUGUGUGAACAUUUCUACAGAUGAGUACAUAAAGUGGCAGGAUAUUUGUUAAUGACAUAGUGAUGAUCCCAGGCUGCCUAAAUGAUGCCAAGGCAGUCAACUGCAAUUUGCUUUUUUUUUCUGUUUUUUUGUUUUUUAAUGAAUAAACAUAGGCCAGUGUAGUGUUCUUUUUUUUCCGAUUUGUUACUGGUGGUAAUUAUGAAUUUUUUGUUGGCUGUGCUUGUCUGCGUGCAAAGGACUACUUCUGCUUGCUAUUUUAAAAAUGUAGCCCGACCUAAUAUUUUGUUUUAGUGUAUCAGGAUAAUGAAAGCCUCUGUAAUUCUUAAUGGACUUAUUGAUGAGGGUAAAAAAAAAGCAAAGCACCAUCUUUUCUUCUAAUAACAUAUUGUGUCUCGUUCAGGCUUUUGUUUUCAAUGCUCUGCCUUGGUUACAUCAUAAUUCUUGAUCAACCAUUUUACUGCAACAAGGUUAUGGCAAUUAUGUAAACCAUAAAUGUACGCACUCUGAAAGCCAAGUAGCCAAUGAGUGUUAUUCUUAUCCAUGUUAACUUUCCGCACAAAAAUUAUAUGACGAUGGAAAGGAGAUCACAUGAGACGAGCAUGUGUGCUCUCCUUUUCGUUGUGUUCUAAUUUUUGUGCUGAAGUUUCAACAUGAAUAUGAACCUAUUUGCUCACUUUACCCGUUUUCUAAGUUGCUUUUAUGUUAGUAAUAAAAGUUCUCACAUGUAAUAUUUAUUCUGCGCCUUCUCCAAAUCUACCAUUUUUUUGCUUGUUGUAAGGUGGGCUGCAGUAGAAAUAAGUACAUACUGUUAUUUUUUUUUUUUUAAGUUUGUUAAAUCGCAUGGAACAUAUAGCGUAAUUCAGCCUGUUCAGAUGGAUUACUUGAAUAGGCAGACAUUACUUACAUGACAUAUUGUUAUGUCUGGGUCACUCAUUCACUUUUCAAUUACGGUAUUCACUUUAGGCCACAUGUUGGAACUGUUAAAUUGAAGCUGAGCAAUAGUGAGGUCAUGUUUGCUUGGCAGUACUCCUAAUAUUAUCCCCUAUUUUAAGAUAUCCAUCUCUAAAGUCUGCUAAAAAAUACAUUGGUGUUCCAGUUAAUGUCAUUCAGAACUGCUAGAGGGAUGCUUUUGGAAAACAUUUAACACCAAUAUACUUUGAGCACAUUUUUAGGAAAGCUACAGUGAAAGUAGUGCUAGUCUCGGGAUUUCUGCUAAGCAUAUACAUGUGCUCUGAAGUGAAUAAUUAAAAAAAAAACUUCUCAUCUAGCUACCUGGACAUUGCAAUUUCUCAUGCAGGUAAUUUCUGCCUCUUCUGGAAAUCCACCUAAAAGAUGGAACAGCGCUAUAUGUCGCAGGUAUUUUUUUUUUUUU
Molecule: messenger RNA, 2773 nt
Organism: Dermacentor silvarum
Lineage: Eukaryota; Metazoa; Arthropoda; Arachnida; Ixodida; Ixodidae
Gene: PheRS-m
Product: phenylalanine--tRNA ligase, mitochondrial
Exons: 5
Coding region: 49-1374 (441 amino acids)
Biological process (GO): phenylalanyl-tRNA aminoacylation
Cellular component (GO): mitochondrion; cytoplasm
Molecular function (GO): phenylalanine-tRNA ligase activity; ATP binding; tRNA binding
Source: RefSeq, a predicted model, not a curated record